This is a messenger RNA of Ictalurus punctatus (channel catfish), 5427 nucleotides long. RefSeq names its product peroxisomal biogenesis factor 6 (gene pex6). Lineage: Eukaryota; Metazoa; Chordata; Actinopteri; Siluriformes; Ictaluridae. The record is from RefSeq and is a predicted model, not a curated record. Gene Ontology annotation, cellular component: cytosol; peroxisomal membrane. Gene Ontology annotation, biological process: protein import into peroxisome matrix. Gene Ontology annotation, molecular function: ATP binding; ATP hydrolysis activity. The transcript has 17 exons. Bases 34 to 3294 code for a protein of 1086 amino acids.
UAUCAUCACACAGCGCAUGCGCAGAGCGUCAAGAUGGCGGCGCCCGUAAAGUUCGUCUGCCUCGAUCAGUUUCCACCUGAUAUGCACCCCUUGCAAGCAGUCGUCCGUAAGUUACAGUUAACUGAAAUAUUUUCUAACUCCACUGGAACCUCAUGCGCGCUGUUAUUAUCCUGUCAGGAAACUCAGACGUCCACAAAGUCGGCAGUUUUAGUUUGCGCCCACAUAACAGCUGAGGAGUUCCCUGACUGCACGGUCCAUAGUAACACCAGCACUCUGGCAGUUUAUGUGUCUAAAGCUUUUCUAAGUCACUACAAUUUUCAGGAAGAAACGCCAGGAAUCGCGCGUAUCCUACAGCCUCUGCCUUUGGACAAGAUAGUAAUUGGUGCUCGCACUAAGCAGAGCUUCAGAUGGGCAUCUUCGGAAGAAUUCUCCAGUUUUCUGCUAGUUUUGGCAUCGUGUCCUGGACAGACUGUGUUGGUGAGGAGAGGUGACACUCUGAUUUUACCACACCAUCCUCUGCUUGGUGAUAACGCCACUCUGGUGCGUCAGUAUCUCUCUGAUUUGGUCGUGCUGGAUUGCACACCUCUUACCCAUGGUAUGAUCACUGUAAACACUACUGUUGUAGUCUCUGAUUGCAGGGACCUUUUGCAUGGCCAUGGUGCUUUGGACUCUGCUGACAGCAGCGUAACCCUCAGACCGUCCAGUGUGUCCUUGUUCGUCUCUGAUUUCGCCCACUAUGCGAACAAUCUUGGCCCGGCGAGCUCGUUUCUGAGUAACCGGCUUUUGUUCAGCUCUGGAUUCACAGAGGUUCUUCAAGCCCUUGAGUGCAGGCUGGAUGUGCAGGUCACCUGUGACAAUGCCAAGCUUUGUAAGUUGGCAAAUUUUGGGAGGAAAAUAGGGAAGAAUGCAGAGGUGGACAUGGACAGCUCCAUUUUUGUGAGCAAAACCCUAUUGUUAAAGCUAGGGUUGUUUAACGGUGAAUGGGUCAUGGCUGCAUUGGGAAAAGUAAAAAGAUGUUCGGGACCAGAAGGGGCACAAAGUCCUCCAGACAACGAAUGUGGAGCAAAGGCUAUGACUAAGACCAAAGGAGAUAGUCAUCUGGCUAAAAUUGUGGCUUUUAUUAAGUCUUCAGACAUGGACGUUAGCGAUAAUGCAGGUUUCAUCUCACCGGUACUGUGGUUUAACUUGUCCAAUGGAGAAGGAACACCCGUUGGAAGUAAAAGCCUCAAAAUAAAGAGAUGGAACAAGGCACCGUUACAGCCAGGACACAAACUGUCUGCAAGUAUAUGCUGUUCUGCUGCACCGCCAUAUGCCAAAGAACUACACAUUGAUGCAGUUAUGUCUCCAGAUUAUGACUCCCAUGGGCCCUUUGACAAUAUUCUCUUUAAGCACUUCAGCACACCUCGACUUGUCCAGCAGGGAAGCAUACUGGGUAUUCCAACACAAGGUCAUCUGGAUUUUUUGGAAAAUAGCUCUGAUGAAAUCACAAGAUGGCCAGUCUUAUAUUUUAAAGUGAAGCAGGUGUCUGGCUUUUCUGAGGAUGAAGCAGAAGUCGGAUCAUAUCUUGCUGAUACAGACCACACCUCUCUGUAUAUGAGAGGUUCCACCAAUAGUCUGGCUCCGUGCUCCAUCUCAGAGGCAGGUUCAUCAUUCUGGAUGAGUCUCUUGCCUCCAGGACUCUCUGACAUUGUUGAGAAAUUGGUCUCCAUCAUACAGCCGCACGUCACUGAAAGGUGUGUAAAUUUGAGGCGAGCCUGCUCUGUUCUCCUCAUGGGUGCAGAUGGAUGCGGGAAGGUCACAGCGAUCAAGGCGGUUUGUCGAAGGCUUCAUCUACACCUGCUAAAGGUGAACUGCGUGACCCUGUGUGGAGACACUGCAGCUGCCUGCGAGUCCAAGAUGAAGGCCGCCUUCCACAGAGCGGAGCUCCAUCACCCCUGUGUGCUUCUGCUGAGGAACCUGCAGUUACUUGGCCAGCGGCGAGACAGCACUGAAACAGACUCCAGAGUAGCUUCUGCACUCUGCCAGCUCAUAGCUGAUGCCCACUCAAGUGUAAUCUUGGUUGGCUGCGUGCGUGCCCAGCGGGAUUUGUCCUCAGACGUUAUGCCAGCCUUUGUACACCAGGUUGUGAUGGAGAGUCCCACAGAGGAGCAGAGGAAAGCCAUGCUAGCCAGCCUCAGUCAAGACCUCCCUCUAGGGAAAGAUGUCAAUCUGGCUAAGAUCGCUAAGCAGACUGCGGGUUUCAUUUUGGGAGAUUUCUGCGCACUACUCACUGGUGCUGGAAAAGCAGCUCAUCAGCGCCUGCUGAAGUCUUAUUAUCCACAUGGGGCCAGUGCUCAGGAAGAGGAGGACCUGUGUGUGUUUGGUGUGACCAUUAUGGGUGUUGACUUCACCACAGCGCUGGAGGCUCUGCAGGAGGCCCGGUCACAGGCAAUCGGUGCACCAAAGAUCCCAUCAGUGAAGUGGCAGGAUGUGGGUGGUCUGCAGCAGGUCAAGAAGGAGAUCCUGGACACCAUCCAGCUCCCUCUGGAGCAUCCAGAGCUGCUCUCACUAGGUCUGAGACGCUCUGGCCUGCUGCUCUACGGACCUCCAGGCACUGGCAAGACUCUGCUAGCCAAAGCUGUGGCUACUGAGUGUUCUCUAACCUUCCUCAGUGUCAAAGGUCCAGAGCUCAUUAACAUGUAUGUUGGGCAGAGCGAGGAAAACAUCAGAGAAGUGUUUUGCAAAGCUAGGACUGCAUCUCCCUGUAUUAUCUUCUUCGAUGAGUUGGACUCUUUGGCUCCUAACCGAGGCCGCAGCGGAGACUCAGGAGGGGUGAUGGACAGGGUCGUGUCGCAGCUCUUAGCUGAGCUUGAUGGCUUGCAUUCAUCUAGUGAUGUCUUUGUGAUUGGAGCAACUAACCGGCCAGACUUACUCGACCAGUCGCUUCUCAGGCCCGGCAGAUUUGAUAAAUUAGUGUACGUUGGCAUUAACGAAGACAAGGAAUCACAGCUACAAGUGCUCAAGGCUAUAUUACGAAAGUUUAAGGUGGAUCCCAGUGUCAGUCUGUCGGAAAUAGUGGAGCGCUGUCCACUUCAGCUCACAGGAGCCGAUCUAUAUGCACUCUGCUCUGACGCCAUGAUGUCUGCUGUUAAGAGGAGGAUUUUGCACAUCACUGAAGGUCUGGAGUCAGAGGAUGCUACGCUCACGCUGUGUGCCAAUGACUUCAACAGAGCUCUGGACAUCCUGCAGCCAUCAGUGUCUGAGGAGGAGCUGCACAAGUACAAACUCAUCGAGCAGAAACUCACUGCAAAGUAACACAACCACUACCACCACCACCACAAACACCACUGCAGACUGGAGUGGAAAAACUCCUGUACAUCACGCCACUCUUCCUGCUUCAAACCACCUCUGUCUCUGUGCUGCUCCAGAUUCCCUACAACCUGCUGGGUCUGUGCAGAUCUAGUCCACUGUAUCCUGUAACUGAAUCUCAUUCUUUAAACUUUCAGCUAAGUUGAAAAAUGCCAUUUCACACUGCACUACACAUUUCUAAAUUGAUUUAUGAUACAUUCCACAGCUUAGUUAAUUGAGUCCAUACAACCAGUAUAGGCUACACAAACAGAGGCAGAGUGAAUGGAAUCUUUGAGAUGUGUGCAGUGGCCUGGGAAAACCCUUCACAUGCUGAGAUUUUCCUCUAUGUAUAGUUCUGAAAACUAUAGGCUUUCCUGAACUUUAUUUCGCUUUUGCGUCACAACUAAAAGUAAAGUUAGAACAUUUUUGAAACUCUGAUUUACCCCUAAAAGUGAAAAGAGAAAACUGUAUUGCAGUACAGGACAUUCUGACACCUGAUAUCUGAUUACAAACUGAAUUGAUUAGGUUGAUAAGGUUUAUGUCUAUUUCACUAUGACACAUAAUGAACCAUCAACUUGUUCAUUGUCCAGCGAGGUUUUAGACAUUUUCAGGCAGACUGACUCUUUUUACCACUGAGUUUGAUAAACUGGCUUCUUAUUCGAUGUGAUCUAGGAAGACUGCCUAGGCAAGAUUAGAAAAUUAAUAAAACAUUUCUAUAUCAUUUCAGGGGAAACCUAUUUAUGGUUUCUUAAAGUAGAGGUCUUGGAUUUGACCAAAAUCUGAUUUGUUUUUUCUUCUUCUUUUUUUUAAAUCAGGUUUUCUGAAAAGUUCAUAUUUUCUUGGAACUUGGAAACUUCAACUGUAACCAAAAAUAGUGAAUUUUUUUUUUCAUUCUGUUUUAUUUUCCAUUUCCUAAUUUGUAACAAAAUGAAAAAUUACAGCUAUCUUUAAGCCGCACAACUACAUUAAAGCAUGUGACAUAAUCAAUUUUGACGUAAGAUUUACAUAAAUCCUCUAGCAUUCUUUUAAAUAUAAAAAAAAAAAAUAAUAAUAAUAAUUUAUGUAUUGCUUAUGAGUGUAUGCCCCAAUGUACAGUAAGGUACCAAGGGUUACCUGGUUUUCUGACAACAAGCUAACACUUCUUUCUGGCAAUAAAUUACCACAUAUUUCAACACCAUUUAGCUUUAAAAUACACCGUGAUAAACUAGUAAGCUCCAAAAGCAUCGAAUAGUUAAACAUUGUAACUAUUAUGUUUAAUGUGAUGCUCGCCCUGUAAUUUGCCAUGCUUUUGGGAAAACUCCACGCAGUGAACUUGCUCUUUUACAGCAUGUACCAUGCAGGUUAAUUAUACGCUCACAGUUGAUGGUGUGCAAGCAGAAUUACCUAAUGCAGGUUUUGAGAAAUAACAGUCCAUUAGCAUGCAUCAUAAUGCCAUCAGACAACAGAGCUUCUGACUCAGACAGGCAUUUUCAGUUUACAGGCAGGCUUAAAUAGAUUUCUGGUUACACUUUAUAUUAAGUGUUGAUGUAAUUUAUUAGAUUAUUAAUUUAAUUUGCUGUGCAAAUGAUUGUCAUAAAAGACAUGCUGUGCAAUAGUCUAGGAUUUAUGCAAUGUUUUGCUUUUAUAAAUAUAAAAUUAUUUUGCAGUAAGCAAUUAAAACUGUUAUGUUAGACUUUUAUGUUUUUGUGUAGUUUUACUUCUGGAUCCAAUGCCAUUAUUUUAUCACAACAUGUUUUCUUACAAAGGACAAAUAGGACAGCUUAAUAUAAAGUGUUACCUUCUUUAUUUGAUGGAAAUUGUAUGUACAUGUAUGUAAAGUCUGUAGAGAGAAGAGAAAUGAAACAUUUGAUUCUGCUGUCAUUGUAGCUAAGAGGAAGGAUAAAAGACAAUAUAAACGUAAAAAACAGAAUUCAAAUAAGAAAAUAGUGAUUUCAUUAAGUUCAUUCCAUAUCUUUCGAACUGUGCAAGCUCCUUUUUCUCUCUCUCCAACUUGUAGUGCUUUCUGGUUAAGUCCAGGCUUUGUGACAGGAGCCAGUUAAAUACUGCUACAUGUUGUGCUACAUGAUCAUUGUCACACAGUAAAAUGUUACUUAUCACUCA